Lactuca virosa is the source of this 1915-nucleotide messenger RNA. NCBI's taxonomy places the organism in Eukaryota, Viridiplantae, Streptophyta, Magnoliopsida, Asterales, Asteraceae. The record is from the annotation of a GenBank genome assembly.
UUACUUAGAAAGCACAACCCACGAGAAUGCAGCAUUGAAAUCCGAAUAGCAGUAGGAUUUUUUCUUUUUCUUUCCCUUUUCGAGUCAAUAAACGAAGCCCAAAUCAUUCAAGGAACAAAGGGGUUCCUGAUUGGGCAACAGAAAACCCCUAAAUUCGAUUCAAUCUUGUAGAUUAUAUAGUUCCCAGAUCAAUCUUCCAACCAUGGUUUCUGUUGCGAAGUUCAAAUCUUUUGAUUUUUUCAGAAAAACUCCAAGAGAUUUGACAGAAGCAUCAUUAUCAGGUGCUGGAAUUUCUGUUGUAGCAGCUAUUUCCAUGAUUUUUUUGUUUGGAAUGGAGAUACAUAAUUUUUUGACAAUUAGUACCUCAACUGCUAUUGUAGUUGACAAAAGUUCCAUUGAGGAAUCCUUACGCAUUGACUUUAACAUAAGUUUCCCAGUUUUAUCAUGUGAAUUUGCAUCCGUGGAUGUGAGCGAUGUUUUGGGAACAAACAGAUUAAAUAUAACAAAAACAAUUCGAAAAUAUUCAAUCAAUCAAAAUUAUCACCCUUCAGGCUUUGAGUAUGAUGCGGGGCCCAUUUCAUAUGCUCUUAAGCAUGAUCAUAAGGUUGAAGAGGGAUAUGGCGAUGGAUCUAUCCCAUUAACUUCACGUAAUUUUGAUAAAGUCACUCAUGAUCAUCCAAUUGUGGUUGUGAAUUUCUUUGCUCCUUGGUGCCAUUGGAGUAACCUUUUGAAACCCGCAUGGGAGAAAACAGCAAAAGUUAUGAGACAAAGAUAUCAUCCAGAAUUUGAUGGGCGUAUUAUUAUCGGAAGUGUUGAUUGCACUGCAGAAGCUGAUAUGUGUAAAAAGCAUCAUAUACAAGGGUAUCCAUCUAUUCGUAUAUAUCGUAAAGGCAGUGAUAUUAGAGAUGGAUCUCAUGGAGUACACAUUCAUGAAACAUAUUAUGGAGAUAGAGAUACAGAUACUUUGAUUCUUAAAUUCGACAACAUGGCUUCAGCUAUUAAAUUAAAUUCCGUAAAGCGUUCUUCAGCCGCAACUACAGAAUAUAUAAAAGUUCUACCCGCGCCACCUCAAGAAGGUUGUAGGAUUGAAGGUUUCGUACGUGUCAAAAAGGUUCCGGGAAAUCUUAUAAUCUCAGCAAGUUCAGCAGCCCAUUCAUUUGAUGCGUCACUAAUGAACAUGUCACAUAUGAUUUCAAAAUUUUCUUUUGGUUCGACAAUUACUCCUAUAAUGAUGAGUGAUAUGAAAAGAUUAGCACCUUAUCUUGAUGAAGUUCACAAUAGGUUGAAUGGCCACGCGUACGUCACCAAGCUAGAAGAUAGUGCAAAUGUUACGAUAGAGCAUUAUCUUCAAGUGGUGAAAACGGAGGUGAUGGGAUUAUCACAUCAAUUAAUUGAGAAUUACGAGUACACUGCACAUACAAGUUUGAUACACGCUCCUUCAAUCCCUGCAGCAAAGUUCCAUCUCCAGUUUUCACCAAUGCAGGUUUUGAUAACCGAAAACUCCAAGUCAUUCUCUCAUUUCAUCACCAACUUGUGUGCCAUUAUCGGUGGUGUCUUCACGGUUGCUGGAAUAUUGGAUUCGAUUCUGUACAACACAUCCAAAUUAGAUACCUUCCAUUCUUAUCUCCUACUUUCUCUCCUCUCUUUCUGCAUUCUGUCAAUGACUGUUCAUCCUCUCCACCACAACAACUCUAAUUUCGCCUCUCCUCUCACCAUGACAGGCGAGUCUUCCACCCGUAAUCCUCACAAUGUCUUCUAUGCUUCCAACAUAAAAUCUCACAUUCCUCUUGUUCUUGAUCUUGAAAGAUCAAACUAUGACACUUGGAGAAAUCUGUUCAGAAAUCACUGCGGGGCCUAUGAUGCUAUUGAGAACAUAGAUGAAACAUAUGAUGCUCCCAACAAACCCCCAACAUAA